CAUCGUUCAGCCCUCGGAGUGCGGAGCAUGCGGAGAGAUUGUUGGUGAGAGAAAUAGAGAGAGAGAGAGUCAGGAGAAACCAUGCAGUAUCUGAGGCAGCCCAGUGAGCCCAGUGACCGAGCCUGACGACCUGAUCCCCCCGGACAACCAGGGAACAGCAGUCUGGUCAACCCCUAGACCCGGACACACACAUACCUCCAACUGGAGAAAGAGAGAGAGAAAAAGAGGAAGAGAGAGAAAGAGAGGGUAGACCACCAGAUGUGUGAGAGAGAGCAGAGAGAAGGAGAUGCUCAGAGGGACCGGACAGUGACCAGGAAGGAGACCAUAGGAAGAGAGAGAAAGGAGAGCGACCACUGACAGAACGCCUGGGGUUGUAUUGAAAUCUGGAAGGUUUGUAAAGUGGAGUUUGACUUUUGGUUCUGUGGUUCAUCUGAGAGACAACAGGAGUUCUGAGAGAGAGUUCUGUGUUAAGUCCUGCCUACAGUACUGCCUCUGUGUGGAAGCACUGCGCUACACGACUGCUACAGGUGUUCUGAAGAGGUCAAAAAACUCACCAAAGAGAAGGAGCACAGAAAUAGGACAGAUAUAUAGAAAGGAAAGAAAGGUCUACAUUUAGAAAUAAAAUAAAAAAGACUUCAGAAAAGACCAGAAGAACACAGAGUAAGAGAGAGAAUAACAAGUCUAGAGACAGACGGAAACAGAUAGACAAAAAGACAGGAUGGCGAACUCGGGUUUCCAGUUGCUAGGUUACUUCCUGGCAUUGGGUGGAUGGAUAGGCAUCAUCUCCACCACUGUGCUUCCCCAGUGGAAGCAGUCUUCGUAUGCGGGUGACGCCAUCAUCACGGCCGUGGGGCUCUACGAGGGCCUGUGGAUGAGCUGUGCCUCCCAGAGUACGGGACAGGUGCAGUGUAAGGUGUUUGACUCCAUGCUGUCACUGGACGGUGAGUAGGACAUCGCAACCUGUCAUUAUCUCGCUUUCUAUCUUUAACUCAACUUCAAACUUUGUAUCUUUUCCUCUCACAUCAUUGAACAAAUCCUCUCUUUCUCUCUCUCUCAUUCCUUUUCUCCCUGUUUCUUUUUCGGCUGUUGGCAUUCUCUCAUUCUCUCUCUCUCUCUAACUGCAACAGUUUGAAUGUUUGAAUGAGAAUGUUAUUCAGAGCAGUCUUAGAUGCCUGUGUAUGGACAGUUAUGUAUCUGUCAGUGGAGUUGGUCAUUGUGAGAUGCCUUAAAGCUGUUGCCUCUCUUAUAAACAAUCUGUUUACCCAAUAUGCAACAAUGGCCAAUAACUGGGUUGAUUUAUGGAGGGUGUUUAUCUAGUAACAGCAUGAUCUUAUUAUCAAUUUAACUUAUUGUAUGAUUCAGCAACUAAAUGCAUACAUACAUGACAAAACAAUCUAACUAAUCCAUCUGUCUGGGACACAUUAAAGUCAGGGAUAAAUCAAUCAGAAAAAAAAUACUGCUGUUGACAUGUUUAAUUAAGAGAAAGAUGGAGGGAGAAGGGGGAGAAGGAGAGGGAAAUAGAGAGAGAAAGAGAGGCAGAGGGGUAAGUAGGGAAAGAGGGAGAGAAAGAGGAAGAGGGAGAGAGAGAGGGUGAGAGGGAGAGGUAGCGAAAAAGAAAUAGAAGAGAGAGAGAAAGAGUGACAGAGAGAGAGAGAGAGGGGGGGGGGGGGGGGGGGGGAGAGAGGAAUGUGGGGUUCAGGCAUAAAUUAUCCCUGAAUAUGAGGCUCCUGUCAUCUCCAACCUGUUUAGCGUAGACCUACUGACUCAUAUUUUAUGACAGGUAAUUUACAUGAAUUCACCUGUCUAUUGUUUCUACUGAUUACUACAUCAGAAUUAUUAAUAGAAGGUUGCAGGGGGAGGACAUGGUCAGAUAAUUUGUCUGUAAUUCAGGCAAACAAUGGUUGUCGCCCUUUGGAGUUUUCUGUUUUUCUUUGUGGUUGAUUAAGAAACAUGGAUGCCCAUGUUAAUCCCUGUGACGCACACCGCCCCAAAACAACAAACCGGGUAUUUGCUAAUGUUUGGUCAGUGUGCAAUUAAUUAUAUCAAAAAAAUUUUCUGUGGCUUUCUCUGCGAGGGGUGAGCUGGAUUUUGCAUCUCCUUUGGCUCAUCGGCGUAAUAAAAACAGAGUAUUGUCCCUGUGAUGAAUAGUGGUUGUUUGGAGAAGAAAAGCCCAGUGUUGAGCCAAACACCAGAGAAAUUCUCAGAAUGCGCUCUGUCUUCCCCACACACACGCAUUGUCCCUCUCCGGCCCUAACACACCCUGUGUGUGUGUGUGUGUGUGUGUGCGUGUGUGAGUGGACAAUGAGCGAGUGUGAGCAAACAGCAUCACACACUUUGUUACCAACUCUUGAUAAAUUUACCCUGUGUUUCUGCUACUUGUUGCUGUCUUGUCAAGCAAGGCAUGUUGCUGAGGGUAGGUCAGGUAACCAGGCUAAGAGAUUAUACUACAGAAUUGUACCAUUUGGCACAUACUCACUCUAUUCCACUGUCGAGUGAACUCAAAUCUCUCUCGCUGUUAUGGUAAGGUCAAGCUCAGUACUGGUCUUGGAUGCAAGGUGUUUAUGCGUGUGUGUGUGUGUGUGUGUGUGUGUGUUCGAGCGUGGGUACUGGAGUUGAACAUCUGGUGUGUGUGUGUUUGUUAGGCAGUUCCUGCAGGUGUUUUCAUUAUUAUAGUGGGCUAAAUGAACCCUUCUCCUUCACAUGAGGAACAUGUGAUGAGGACUAAUUGUUCACCAGACUGUGUUGUUGGAGUGUUGGAGUGUACCAAAGCACUGCAGUGGAAGCUGAUGGACUUUUCAGAUUCAGAUUAAUUGUCCUUAAAAAGGCAAUUCAUUUUCAACAUUAACAUAAACAUAUCGAAGCUGUUCUGGGAGACUUAUGACAAGGUCUGGACACUAGAAUGACAAAAAGAAGGACACUACUCCCUGUGCAUACAGUACAGGUCCCGAGGAAUCUUGUUCAUUCUAGUCUGAACAGUUCUUCUUCUACUUGUUGCAGUCUCUGAGGCAGAUACUGCCUGGUAUUGGUCACAACCCACCCACGCUCUCAGUUCUCUGGGCUCUACAGUGAAUGAAACCUCUGUACUGCACUAGACAGUGUACAAUACCACACCAGCACUGGUGCUAUACAGAACAUAACAGAGUCAAAAUACAAUAUAGGUAGAUUUUGGCCAACUUUAGAGAUGGAUGCCAUAUUGCUGCUUCUGAGCAUUCUGUUCAACCAUUCAUGAUGAGAUUGCUGAGCUGUUAUGGGUCAAGAUUUUCCAGGAGAUGCUAAUGGCUGCCAUGGAAUCAUGUGAUGUCAUCUCAGUGACAUCAUGCUUUUUGGAUGACAGAGUAACUGCCAAACUCUCUCUCCCUCUCUGGCUCUGUGACAUAUGAAGCAAAUACAUCCAGGUCCACCGUAUAGCUAGGUUACUGUGCUAGUGUAACGUGAGUGUUUUUGCCAGGUUUGAAGAACGGGGGAUCCCAUUGAGGUGAAGAUCAAAGAUAGUUUUCUCUUUUGACAGCUUAGUGUUAAGUACUGCAGUGAGUCCGAGCCAUAGAGCACUCUCUCCUACAGCUUUAUGAAUACACAGACUUUGGCAUGGUUGGAUAUUUAGAGUCUCAGGGUAGGAUAUUGGUAUCAAAGAUAUUUAAAGUAUUUUUUAGGAAGACGUGAACUGUUGAGGAAUGAUUGGUGGCAACAUGGAGGAUAGUUUUCUGAACUCUCUAUAGCUCUGGAUAUUACAGUGGAAUAUCUGACCCCCGGCCCACACAUGCUGAUGAAAUGGUGGAUGGUCUGACGUCCCCCCUUUCCAUCACACCAUGUCCCCAUUGCCAGUUUCCCUGCUGGCUGUUGUGAGGUCAUCAGUAGAGUUAGUAGCAGCUAUGUACUGGCACACAUUCUCUUUCACCUUCUCUCUCUCUCUCUCCCUCUCCCUCUCCCUCUCCCUCUCCCCCCUCUCUCUCUCUCUCUCCCUCUCGCUCUCUCUCUCUCUCUCUCUCUCUCUCUCUCCCCCCCCCCACCUCUCUAUAGUGAUUGAUCUCUCUCUCUCAUCUCUCUCUCUAUCGUGAUUGAGUGUGGUUUUGUUUCUUGCCAACUGUUUCUUGCCAACUGGCCGUUCGGUGCUAUAGAUGUAAAAUAUGCUUCUGAAGCUGAAGGCUCACAUGACAAUCAUCAUCCACAUAUCAGUACCCCUGAGCUUAGACCACAGUAUUCCACAAAGCAUGUGUCACACUGACAUUUACAUGAAUACAAUGAAGGUAGAGUUGUUGGAACAGUUUUCUGUUUUAGUGAAGUGGCCAAACCAAUGUUACGUAUGAAGUCACAAAUUAUCUCACAAAGGACAAUGUCCAUCGUCUACAUCCACACACACAUCCAGCUUGUGCUUGGCACUACCAGCCUUGGCACGGGGUAGAGUAUAGUGGGAGGAAUACGCACACACACACACACACACACACACACACACACACACACACACACACACACACACACACACACACACACACACACACACACACACCCUUGACUCCUCUGUUAGUCUGUUGAUCAGAGUGGUGCCCUGUAGGGCCAGCCCAAACUCCCCACACACUUUUAAAGGAAGGAAUGGAUGAAAGGGAGAAUGGAGAAAGAGAAAACAAAACCUCUUUCUCUCAUAAACCAUUACAGUUCUCCUUCAAACGGAUCCUACCACACAUCAAUCUAACUUCAAAGCUCAUCCGCCCAUAACUACCCCUUUCAGAUCAGGUUCUGAGGUGUAAUUUAUUGUCAAACUAUGAAUGCAUGAGUGUGUUUUUCCACCAUAAAUGAAGAUUAUUACUGUACUUAAGUUUGCUGGACAGACUAAUUGUUCUCCAGUUAUAUUUGAUGUAAAUUUGCUCACACUGUCAGUAUCAGUAUUACAUUCUCCUAUGUAGUUCUACUAUUCUAUUCUAUUCUAUAAUAUAUAGUAAUUUAGUCUGCUGUGUAGAUAUGUGACCAUGUGGUUCAUGCAUGUGGAUUUUGUUGUGAGAGAGAGUUGAUCUUAUGUUGAGCUGUGAAACUGGAUAAAGGCUAGAAUAGAUUUUAGAUGUUGGUGUGAGUAUCUGCAGUUGUGAGGUCUUGGUGAGACUAUUAAUGCAGUAUGAAUCUUGUACCAGUGUUUUUUUCAUAUUGUGUUAGUCUCUGUUGUCAAGGCUGCUGUGUGUGUUGCAGGCCACCAUGUUUGAUCGCGGUGGCGACAGCCCUGUGAAAACAAUCCCGCUUUGUGACAAAGCCACACUAAUCCCACUGUGUGAAACAUGUAAAACAGGCCCUCCUACAGUGUGUGUGUGUGUGACAGAAAAUUAGUGUUUAUGUUUGUGUGUAUGUGUGUAUGUCAUUUCUUCCUACAGACUGUAUCUAUAAGUUUAUGUGUUUGUGUUUGUGUGUGUGUGUAAAUAUUUUAAAUGUCCCGCCCACUGAGUUAUGUGUGCACUGAUGUCUGUGUGGGUUAUCCAUGGAAUUCUGAGCAGUGAAACCACUGUGAAGUGAUUUGGAAUGAUUAAGAGGGACAGUUAAGUCAGACUCUGGACUAAGGCUGCCAUUAUUAUCCCAUUUUGGAACAUGGAAGUGGGAAACAUAAUGAGUUCAUUAAGAGAGAGAUAGGGAGAGAGAGAAAGAUAGAGCGAAAGAGAGAGAGAGAGAGAGAGAGCAAUAGGGAGAUAGAGAGAGAGAAAGAAAGAGGUGGAUAGAAAGAGAGAGGGAGAAAAAAGAGCCAAAGAAAGGAGAAUGUGUGUCUUUGUUUGUGUCCAGUUUUGUGUUAAGAAGUUGAAUUCUGAUUUAAUCUUGAUUUACAAUGUGGUAGUUGUAGUAUAGUUUUGGUUGGUUUCUUUUCCAGUGAUGCUUUGCACAGAAAUCCCACUGAAUACCUUCUAUCCUAAUGUGGAUUAACUUUCUUCCACUCCCGUUCUGCCCCAAUUUAACCUCUGAUACUGAGAAAUCUAGAGCUUCAAUACCCCUGUGUGUAGAUAUUCAGUAUGAAAAUACCCUGUGUGUAGAUAUUCAGUAUGAAAAUACCCUGUGUGUAGAUAUUCUAUAUGAAUAUACCCUGUGUGUAGAUAUUCUAUAUGAAUAUACCCUGUGUGUAAAUAUUCUGUGUGUACCAUGUCUUCUCUCUGAUCUCCAUCUGAAGCCAAGUACAACUGCCCUAACAGACCCAUUCUGUUGUUGUCCUCUUUUGUCCCUCCUUUCUAUCAUUCCCCUCACCCUCUUUCUCCUCUUUCUCCCCAUCUGUCCUCCCUGCUAUCAUCCUACCUUCUAUAUUCUCCCUCAUUGCUCCCUUCCUUUUCACCCCCUCAUGUUUCCCCCCUCUCCUCUUUUUUCCUCUCACCCUCCAACCUCUUUCUCCACCUCUCUGCCUUCAUCUACCUUUUUUCUUCUCUCAUCUCUGUCCUCAUCUCCCCCCUCUCUCUCCACAGUGCACAUCCAGACGUGUCGUGCUCUUAUGGUGGUGUCCGUGCUGCUGGGCUUCAUAGGAAUGAUAGUGAGUGUGGUGGGGAUGAAGUGCACUAAAGUAGGCGACAACAACCCCAUCUCCAAGGGACGCAUAGCUGUGUCUGGAGGAGCCCUCUUCCUGCUCGCAGGUGAGAUUUCUGCAAGGUGACCAUCAUGUGACUGUCAUGUGAUUAAAGAAACAAACACAAUUCUGGGACAAGUAUGUGGGCACCUGCAUGAUAAGACAGAUUUCCACCUUGUAAUUAUAGUCAUGUGACCACCAUACUGUGCUGCUUGCUGAUUUAUUAACCACCUAAACUAUUUUACAACUUAAAAGGCUAUUAGAAAAUGUAUACAGGUAAAGUACCACUCUCCAAGUUUAAGGUUCAGGCACUACAGUGAGUUGUGCUCUCAAUUACAGGUAACUGCCAAAAUAAAGGAAACACCCGAGUAAAUGAGGGAUACAAAGUAUAUUGAAAGCAGGUGCUUCCACACAGGUGUGGAUCCUGAGUUAAUUAAGCAGUUAUCAGCUCAUCAUGCUUAGGGUCAUGUAUAGAAAUGCCCAGUUGCCCAUUAUUUUGGCUACCAUGGCUAGAAGAAGAGAUCUCAGUGACUUUGAAAAAGGGGUCUCAAAGGAGCAUAGGGGGUGUAGAGGGUGUGUGUGUGUGUGUGUGUGUAUCUCAGUCACCAGAUCUCAACCCAAUUGAACACUUAUGGGAGAUUCUGGAGUGGCGCCUGAGACAAUGUUUUCCACCACCAUCAACAAAACACCAAAUUAUGGAAUUUCUCGUGGAGAAUGGAGUCGCAUCCCUCCAAUAGAGUUCCAGAAACUUGUAGAAUCUAUGCCAAGGUGCAUUGAAGCUGUUCACAUUGGCGGCUCGUGGUGGUCCAAAGCCCUAUUGAAACGCUUCAUGUUGGUGUUUCCUUUAUUUUGGCAGUUACCAGUAGGUUGUUAUCUCUCUAUAUUCAAUGGUGUUUACUAUUUUACUAUUGGAGUGAAACCAGUCUUCCAGGGCUCAUUUCUUGCAUUCCUCUGGCAAAAGACUCUCACAAGGGGUCUUCUGGGUAAUUAGGGUCCCAGCUGUAAACAGGAAGUGGUGAUUUUGGACAGAUAAGCUCCCCUGACCUCAGAGACAACUAUGAGCCUCCUUGUUCAGUGUCAUAAUUCUCUCUCUCUCUCUCUCUCUCUCUCUCUCUCUCUCUCUCUCUCUCUCUCUCUCUCUCUCUCUCUCUCUCUCUCUCUCUCUCUCUCUCUCUCUCUCUCUCUCUCUCUCCCUGUCUCUGCAGGUCUGUGCACGAUGGUGUCUGUGUCCUGGUACGCCACUCAGGUGUCCUAUCAGUUCUUCAACCCAAACACGCCGAUCAAUGCCAGGUAACCCUAUCACACAGGUCACACGCUGUAUCUACCACUCAGUUAAUCUCUGUGUAAUACAGAUAUCAUGUCUAUAAUACUGUAAAGACCGAUAUUGAAGACCGAUUUUACAAUUUCCGCUGCAGGUAUGAGUUUGGGUCUGCCCUGUUCGUGGGAUGGGCGGCAGCUAGCUUGACGGUUUUGGGCGGAUCCUUCCUGUGCUGCUCCUGCUCCAAUGAGGAGAGGCGAGGGCAGCAGUACUACCGCCAAUCACAGCCAUCCACAGCCAGGGAGUACGUGUAAACCCCGCCCACCUCCAAGCAGCCACACAAACAGAGAGCAGAGGCCACGCCUUGCUCCUCCCCCUUUUCCCUUUUAUUGAUGCGUAACACUUACAAACACUUGCACGCACACACACGCACACAUUCUCCACCAAGUAUCCUUUGGAUUUUAGAAACCCUUAAGAAUUCGGAUGCUAUUUAUUCUAUAGAACUUAUUAUUGAGCGGAAACUUUUAUAUUUUAUUGCAAUACAGUGCCUUGCAAAAGUAUUCAUCCUCCUUGGCGUUUUUCCUUUUUUGUUGCAUUAAAACCUGUAAUUUAAAUUGAUUUUUAUUUGGAUUUCAUGUAAUGGACAUACACAUAAUAGUCCAAAUUGGUGAAGUGAAAUGAAAAAAAUUACUUGUUUCAAAAAAUUCAAAAAAAUUAAUAACGGAAAAGUGGUGCGUGCAUAUGUAUUCACCCCCUUUGCUAUGAAGCCCCUAAAUAAGAUCUGGUGCAACCAAUUACCUUCAGAAGUCAUAUAAUGAGUUAAAUAAAGUCCACCUGUGUGUAAUCUAAGUGUCACAUGAUCUCAGUAUAUACAGUUGAAGUCGGAAGUUUACAUACACUUAGGUUGGAGUCAUUAAAACUUGUUUUUCAACCACUCCACAAAUGUCUUAUUAACAAACUAUAGUUUUGGCAAGUUGGUUAGGACAUCUACUUUGUGCAUGACACAAGCAAUUUUUCCAACAAUUGUUUACAGACAGAUUAUUUCACUUAUAAUUCACUGUAUCACAAUUCCAGUGGGUCAGAAGUUUACAUACACUAAAUUGACUGUGCCUUUAAACAGCUUGGAAAAUUCCAAAAAAUUAUGUCAUGGCUUUAGAAGCUUCUGAUAGGCUAAUUGACAUCAUUUGAGUCAAUUGGAGGUGUACCUGUGGAUGUAUUUCAAGGCCUACCUUCAAACUCAGUGCCUCUUUGCUUGACAUCAUGGGAAAAUCAAAAGAAAUCAGCCAAAUAAAUUGUAGACCUCCACAAGUCUGGUUCAUCCUUGGGAGCAAAUUCCAAACAUUUAAAUGUCUUGGAAUGGCCUAGUCAAAGCCCAGACCUCAAUCCAAUUGAGAAUCUGUGGUAUGACUUAAAGCUUGUUGUACACCAGCGGAACCAAUCAAACUUGAAGGAGCUGGAGCAGUUUUCCCAGUGGCUAGAUGUGCCAAGCUUAUAGAGACAUACCCCAAGAGACUUGCAGCUGUAAUUGCUGCAAAAGGUGGCUCUACAAAGUAUUGACUUUGGGGGGGUGAAUAGUUAUGCACGCUCAAGUUUUCUGUUUUCUUGUCUUAUUUCUUGUUUGUUUCACAAUAAAACAUAUUUUGCAUCUUCAAAGUGGUAGGCAUGUUGUGUAAAUCAAAUGAUACAAACCCCCAAAAAAUCAAUUUUAAUUCCAGGUUGUAAGGCAACAAAAUAGGAAGAAUGCCAAGGGGGGUGAAUACCUUCGCAAGCCACUGUACAUGUCAUUGACAGGAUGGUGAUCUUGCUCAAUGAACCUUUUAAGCAUUUUAUGUGAAUAAAAUCUGUCAUCUGGCUUAAAAGACAUUAUACCAUAGCAUUGUUGAAUACUCCUUUCUGAUUGGCUUGAAGGGGAAUCUAGAGCGUGCAUUAUUUCCCUAUAACAUACGGUAUAUUUGCACAGUAGAAUUCAAUGGCUGUAGUUCAUUUUUACAUAUUUUAUUUGACCUGCUUUUGAAAGCAAAAGUCGAAUUGAAAAUGUUUUGGUAUUGUUGAAUUCGAUUUUUAUAAUAGCAAGCUAGAAUGAUGGUUUGGUUAGCUAAACUAACAAGUCUGUUUGUUUGGUUACCACAGCAACUACUGCUAUCUAGUAAACUUGCUAGCUACUUCAAUGGAUGUUGAACACAUUUCUACCAGCAAAUGAACACAUUUCUAGUGGAAAAUGUGUUAAAUUAUAGCCAUAGUAUAAAAGGGAUAAUCAACUCGGGGCUCUAUGCGUUCUCUGGUAAAUAAUGCAACUCCGUGGAAGGUCAGCUCCACUCCGCUAUCGCGUCGUUCAUUAUUUUCCAUAGAAUGCAUAGCCCCUCGUUGAUUAUCCCUUACUUAAACAUUAUUAAACGUACACUGUACGUUUGUCUUUAUAACAGACAGUAGAGGAGGCAUAGAUAAUGCCUAAAUGUAAAUUGUGGAACAAAUAUGAUCAACAAAACAAAUACAAAGAAAGUACAGUUUUGUAUUUUCUUGGCUUGGUUAGCAUGUCCUAUUCUUCCUGGUUGGAGCUGUGUGGAUGUGUGUGUUGCGUUGUGUCUUUUAACACUUCAACAUUCCAAUCGGAUGUAGUUGAUGACAUUAUAUAAAGGGCUGACCUGAAAUCAGUUCCCACAAAGUUAUUCAUCAGUUUGAAUCAGAUGUAGAGAAAAGGGUAGAAUAUGUUGUGAGCUAAUAUAAAUGUUGUUUUAACGAGAGAGGGAUGCCCAUUAUUAUAUGCCUUAACAUCAUGCUCCAUUCGUUAACACAUCCAAGUCGACACAAUACCCAUCAUCCACAUGUUAUAUACCUCAGAGACUGCAUAGGGUAAGGACCACUGGCUGACCUCUUAUAAAAACCCACUGUUAUAAAAACCCACAGAUUCAGUUAAACUCAUGGGUUUAUUAUUCUGGUGCUCUAUAGACAAACACUCAUAAAGAAAACUUUCAUUUUCAAUGGACAUUUAAGUUAUAUUUUAUACUACUCUAUUCUAUGCUACUAAAAACCAUUCUAUGUCCAUCUAGCCACCUGAAUUGAAAGUAUACAGAAAUGAUAUGCUACUGUAAAAGCCAGUUAUGAUCACAAUAGCUAAAGACAAGUAGCUAUGGUCAAUGUGAUAUCAAGUUACUUUUUGGGCAGUUCUGUUAGAUUUGUUGUAUUUAUUCUGGAAGAAAAUGUUUUAUAUUCUGAUGCUAAUAAGUAACGUAAGGCAUCUACAAUAUACUGUACUUUCAGUCAUUCACUAAGCCUCUACACAUUUCUCUGCUUCAAUCCAUAACCCAAUACUCGUGAUUCUUUAUCAUGGCUCUUCAAAAUCCAUUCAUUUGGGUGAAAGGGCUGGUUCAUCAUGCUUUCGAUAACAGAACCAUUUAACUUUUCUAAGAACCGUUCAAUGCCCUCCGUUUUCUGGUUGUUUGGCCCCUCUUCUUGGUAAAGCCUUAGUGUAUGGAGUGUUCCAUUGUACUCAGAAUGGGGGUACACAAGUCUUGAAGGACCUCCUCCACUUCUGCUAAAACCAUUAUGAGCCCGUCUUCAGGAGAUGUCCUCUAAGAGUCAUUACCAAAUGACAAACGUGACCAAACUACCUAAAAGCCCACUCCAAAGAUAAUAGAAUUAAAUAUUUGAAGAACAUUUUUCAAAACUUUAUGUGUGUACCUAAGGUAGGCCUAACUGAUGUGAAACACAUGUACUACGCUAGUUUAUUGACCAGGACUUUUAAUUAUUUAUAUUGCUUUUAUAUACAGAAUGUUUAAGCGUCUUCAAAAUAAGCAAUACAAUGUUGAACCACCACCAACAAUAUUUUCCAGAAAAGUUCUUAUUUUUAAGACCUCCACCCCAAAGUACUACUCUCUCACUGUUACUGUGUGCCUCAAGUGAAUAAGUAUAUACAGUGCAUACAGUAUUCAGACCCCUUGACUUUUUCCACAUUUUGUUACGUUACAGCCUUAUUUUAAAAUGUAUUAAAUACAAAAUGUUCCUCAUCAUUUUACACACAAUACGCCAUAAGGACAAAGUGAAAACAGGUUUUUAGACAUUUCUGCAAAUUUGUUAAAAAUAAAAUACAGAAAUACCUAAGUAGUCAGACCCUUUGCUAUGAGACUCGAAAUUGAGCUCAGGUGCAUAAUUUUUCCAUUGUUCAUCCUUGAGAUGUUUCUACAACUUGAUUGGAGUCCACCUGUGGUAAAUUCAAUUGAUUGGACAUUAUUUGGAAAGGCACACCUGUCUAUAUAAGGUCCCACAGUUGACAGUGCACGUCAGAGCAAAAACCAAGCCAUGAGUUCGAAGGAAUUGUCCGUAGAGCUCCGAGACAGGAUUGUGUCGAGGCACAGAUCUGGGGAAGGAUACCAAAAAAUGUCUGCAGCAUUGAAGGUCCCCAAGAACACUGUGGCCUCCAUCAUUCUUAAAUGGAAGAAGUUUGGAACCAUCAAGACUCUUCCUAGAGCUGGCCACCUGGCCAAACUGAGCAAUCGGGGGAGAAGGGCCUUGGUCAGGGAGGUAACCAAGAACCCGAUGGUCUAUCUGACAGAGCUCCAGAGUUCCUCUGUAGAGAUGGGAGAACCUUCCAGAAGGACAACCAUCCCUGCAGCACCCCACCAAUCAGGCCUUAUGGUAGAGUGGCCAGAUGGAAGCCACUCCUCAGUAAAAGGCACAUGACAGCCCACUUAGAGUUUGCCAAAAGGCACCUAAAGGACUCUCAGACCAUGAGAAACAACAUUCUCUGGUCUGAGGAAACCAAGAUUGAACUCUUUGGCCUGAAUGCCAAGCGUCAUGUCUGGAGGAAACCUGGCACCAUCCCUACGGUGAAGCAUGGUGGUGGCAGCAUCAUGCUGUGGGGAUGUUUUUCAGCGGCAGGGACUGGGAGAUUAUUCAGGAUCGAGGGAAAGCUGAAUGGAGCAAAGUACAGAGAGAUCCUUGAUGAAAACCUACUCUAGAGCGCACAGGACCUCAGACUGGGGUGAAUGUUCACCUUCCAACUGAACAACGACCCUAAGCACACAGCCAAGACAAUGCAGAAGUGGCUUUGGGACAAGUUUCUGAAUGUCCUUGAGUGGCCCAGCCAGAGCCAGGACUUGAACCCGAUCUCUGGAGAGACCUGAAAAUAGCUGUGCAGCAACGCUCCCCAUCCAACCUGACAUAGCUUGAGAGGAUCUGCAGAGAAGAAUGCCAAAUACAGGUGUGCCAAGCUUGUAGCGUCAUAUCCAAGAAGACUCGAGGCUGUAAUCGCUGCCAAAGGUGCUUCAACAAAGUACUGAGUAAAUGGUCUGAAUACUUAUGUAAAUGUAAUAUUUCAGUUGUGACAUUUUUAUAAAUUAGCAAACAUUUCUAAAAACCUGUUUUUGCUUUGUCAUUAUGGGGUAUUGUGUGUAGAUUGAUGAGGGGGGAAAAAACUAUUUAAUCAGUUUUAGAAUAAGGCUGUAACGUAACAAAAUGUCAAAAAAGGCAACGGGUCUGAAUACUUUCUGAAUGCACUGUAUCAACAUUAAUGUAAGAGAUACUAGCUGUCAAAUAACAAGAUUCUGGUUCCAACACAACCAAACUGGUUCCAAACAAAACAAAACAAAAACAACCAUCAUAAACCCAACAGAUUCAGACAUCAUAUCAGAUCUAUUCCAUGCCAUAGAACACAUGACAUAACAAAUGAUCUGUGUGCUGUGACUAAUGAGCUUCCACUAACCUCUCCAUCAUUAAUCCUCCAAUGCUUCAUUUAGCACCAACAAGCUUUCUCUUUCAAAAACACUGCAUGAGCACCUAGAAUCAACCAUCUUCACUCAUUAACCACAGAGCUAGCGAAAGCCUGGCUAGCAAUUCUUUUCAUUCUUCAUUACCUAGCAUGUAGCAUCAAGCACUCAUUCACUCACUAACACCAUGUAAUGAUGAAUCAGUGAGUUCUUGAUGUGUCUCUCUCUCUCCUCUCGUCUCCUCUCCUCUAAUGCUGUUCUUCUCUGCCUGUCUUCUUCUCUUCCCUAAUUCAGGGCAGAGUUGUUGAGUGAGACUAGUUUCCCUGACUGACCACCCCCUGCCUUUUUUCGAGGACUGUCCGAGUUCACUGUUUCCCCUUUCCCUGUUCCUUCCUAGAUUCCAAAUUUGGACCCUUGUCUCUCCGCUAUAGCAUAUGUCGCUCCCCAUCCCCCUCUACAUCCCUCCCCCACCAACCCCACACCCCCUUCCUAAAUGUCUGCACCUUAUCAGUCUCUGAUAUUAAGUUAUGGGUCAACAAAAUGUCCGCCACACCUUUAAGAGCUUGCCACUCCCCUUUCCCCCACCCCCUUGAGCUUGUUUGUAAAUAUGGACUCUGAAAGGAGAAGUAUGGUUAGGUGGUUAGACCCCCCCCCCCCUUUAAGACUAGAGGGGCGGCAUUACUGUAUUUCAUCCUGUGAACCCCUUUACUAGAAACUCCAUUAUGUCCUUUUAUCUUUUAUUUACUGAACUUUAACUGUAUGAGUAAGACUUGUCGUGUCAUGUUUUGUUGAUUUCUGCUUCACUGAUAUCUUAUGAUUUCUGGGUUUGUAGAAAUGUGCCUAUUGGUUUUGUUCUCUGAGAAUACAAGUGUACAUUUACUGAAACAUGUUGUUUUCUUUUAAAUUGCAGACCAAAUGUUAAAAGUUCCCCACCAGAGAAAAAGGAGGAAUACUUGUAGUUUGGGCGACUCCUUUGGCCCCACGUGUGUUAGAUUGUUGGCAAAAGGCAAGACACUGUCUAACACAAACAGACAAGACACUUUCUCUAAGAAAACAAAAGCAGACAAGACACUCUAUAGGAAACACACUCUCAGAAUGUAACAAAAUAAACUCAGAAUACACGUUUGAAGUAAUACAUCUCCAGACCAACCCUAAUGGGUAGCUAGUAUUUUAUAAUUCUUAAAGGUGCCCAUGUGUUAAAUGUUUAUUAAUGUUUUUUAGAAUCUGUUUUGUACAGAAGCGAUAUUAAAGGGUUUUACUAUAGCAGGAUUUUGUUACAGCAAUAUGCACAGGUAUUGUCCGUACUCACCUAUGACAAAGAACUGUUAUUUGGAUAAUUGAAAGAAAGUGAACCUGAAUCUGUACUACUACACAGAAGUGCCCAGGUGCAUAUACCACCACCUCCAGCCUUUCUGCUACAUAUAUGCUCUACUGCAGUGCCUUAUAACGUGUGUUUGUGUGUAUGUUUUUGACUGUUAUACACGGAUUCCGCAGUGUCACAUCCUAUAUGGAUGAUGCAUAUUGUUCACGUAUUGUAAAACAUAUCCGUGCUCGUCUUUUUCUCUUGCAUUAAAUGAACCAUUCAGACAAACUGCUACAUGCAGUUUUAUCUCGGAACAUAGAUGUUUACUGUACUGUAGCUAGUAUACCACUUAAAAAACAACAGAAAGACAAAUUCCUAAAUCGGCCCUAACUGAUGAGCGUGAAGGCACACCUUGUAAAUGCUGUGAGCCUGUUUGGAAGUAGUACAUGUAGCCCGGAUUGAGGAUAUUAUACAUGCAUUCUGUUUAGUUAAGUGCCAAUAUGAUUUAGAGUGGAUGGAAGAGAUGUUUUGUUAUUGACUAUGGAGGAUGUUCUGUACUCCACGUGCUGAAAGCACUGUCUCCUGUACAGGUCCUGCACUUAGUAUUGGCCAGUUUGCGGAAUGUAAUCAGGUCAAACGUGUUUUUCUGUUGCAUACAUUUAUUUACCAUGUAUUUUCUUUAUCUAAAACUCACUAUUAUUAUUUGACUGUAUGUAUCAUCUCAUUUAAAGUAUACUCCUGUCUGUUUCUUUUAGAAUAAAGUAAACGGAUAAAAACA
Messenger RNA from Coregonus sp. 'balchen', 15558 nucleotides. The record is from the annotation of a GenBank genome assembly. Lineage: Eukaryota; Metazoa; Chordata; Actinopteri; Salmoniformes; Salmonidae.